Xiphias gladius (swordfish) is the source of this 1427-nucleotide messenger RNA. RefSeq names its product tetratricopeptide repeat protein 9A. The record is from RefSeq and is a predicted model, not a curated record. Gene Ontology annotation, molecular function: protein binding. Bases 1 to 777 code for a protein of 258 amino acids. The transcript is spliced from 3 exons. NCBI's taxonomy places the organism in Eukaryota, Metazoa, Chordata, Actinopteri, Istiophoriformes, Xiphiidae.
AUGAGCGUGAUCCAGGCCGGGCACGACGGCAGGGUGGACGGCGGCAGGGGCAGCCUCGCUGACAACGGCGGAGGCUCCCCGAAGCUCCAGCAGUGCGUUCAGCCUCCCAACAGCAGCAGCGGCGGCGGCAGCGGCAGCAGCCGGACCAAAGAUGCCAAGUACCAGCAGCAGCAGCUCCAGCAGCAGCAGCUCCAGCAGCAGAGGCAUCAUGGUGGGUCGAUGUGGAAGCAACCAUCCCACAACGAGCCAGCAGACGUCGUGAGGCGGGCGCUGGACUUCAAGAGCCAAGGCACCCAGUGCUACAAGGAUAAGAAGUACCGAGAGGCGAUUGGCAAGUAUCACCGCGCUCUGCUGGAGAUCAAGGGGCUGUGCAGGGUGCUGGGGGAUCCGGACACCAGCUCCAAGUCCCCGUCCUCCCUCCUGCCGACCAUCAGCAAGUCCACCACGCUGACAGAUGAGCAGAAGGGGGCCAUGGAGAAUGCAGAGCUGGAGUGUUACAACAGCCUGGCCGCCUGUCUUUUACAAAUGGAGCUGGUGAACUACGAACGAGUGAAGGAAUACUGUCUGAAAGUGCUACACAAGGAGGGAAAGAACUUCAAAGCUCUUUACCGAUCGGGAGUGGCGUAUUACCACCUAGGAGACUUCCAGAAGGCCCUGUACUACCUGAAGGAGUCACACAAACAGGAGCCAUCAGACACCAAUGUCAUCCGCUACAUUCAGCUGACAGAGAUGAAGAUUCGCCGGAAUGCCCAAAGGGAAAAGAAAGAGGCGACAUAAGCACUCGCUGUCUGAUGACUUCUCACUCGUCAUAAAUUGCAGCCCUACUGUGUGCCAGUCAGAUCUUACACGCCAUGAGUCAGAAGCCUUGGUGUGAAACGAUGUUAUGUUUGCUUUUGCUUUGCACAACAUCCGGCUGCCAGUUAUGUGAUUGAACUUCACCAUUGUGUGCUUGAAGCAUUUUUUAAAAAUUGUACCAGAUUUUGAGUUUCUGUCUCCAAUCCGCCAAACUUAUCCAGUACGAAUCCAUCUCGAGUAUGUUUUAACCAUUACAAACUGAUGCACUGCCAGUCCAAACAUUGCACAUACAGGCCAACACUUGUGAUAGAGACAGGAGCAACAAGUUCCACAGAGUGAAUCCAUCAUGUCUGCAGGCAAGCGUAACUGUAAAUUACCACCUGCCCUCGCACAAGAUGUCUUUUAAGUGGCAUGGAGUAAGUAACAACCACCUACACUUCUGUCACCAUACUUUGAUUUUGAAAGUACAACAAAAGAUCCGGAUUUUUUAUUUUUUUUUUAUUUUUUUAUACUUUCAAUGAUAUCUGAAUAAAAGGUGCUUUCACUAAGUAGGUUUCUAACUCAAAAUGCAUAGGGAAAGACAUCAAGAGCACAUGGUUGCUAAUUGCAGUAUGAAAUUUAGAGACAUAUCA